AUGAAAUAUUUCUUGUUACUAGCCCUUCUCUUCGUUGCAUUAUCUAGAGAAUAAAUCGAAGAAGUUGAGGGUGUUUUGCAACUUACCAGAAAAAAUUUCUAAUAAGCUGUUGACGAAAAUCCAAGAUUGUUAGUCAAAUAUUACAUCGACUCAUGCGGAUAUUGCAUCAAAAUGAAGCCAGUUUUUAUUAGGUUAGCAGAAAUGUUAAAAGAUUAUGGAUUUGUCUUGGGAGAAAUCAAUGCUCAUGAAAACAAAGCUUUUACUGCAAAAAACAAUGUUAAGUCCUAUCCAACACUCAAACUUUAUAAAAAUGGUGUUGUCCAAGACUUUCCUAAUUAAUCAGACACAGUUGAUUUGUUGUUUGAGUAUGCUCUCUAAAAUGCUUAUGAUUAAAUUACUACUUUAAAUACUCAGGAAGAAAUUGAUCUCUUCCUAAAAAGAUCCUUUUUUGCAGUACUCAAAUAUGUGAAUAAUGAUGAUGAUUUAUAAAGCGUAGCUGCUGAAUACACUGCAAUUAAGUUUGGUAUUGUAGUGAAUCCAGAACUGUAAUAAGCUCAUUCUUCAAAAUAUACUCUAUUUCACAAGGCACUACCAGCCCCAAUUAAUUAUAAUGGUGAAAUUGAUGGGUUAUCAGAAUGGAUCUCUGCUCAUGGAUAUCCUGAAGUGUUCUCAUUGACAGAGGAAGAAUUUUUGAAAGCAGAAAAAGAUAAGAUUCCCUUGGUUGGAGUGGCUGGCACAAAGGAUAGCGAAUUAUUUGAAACUCUUAAGAUUUUGGCAGAGUUGCAUAAAAACAAAAUUAGAUUUGCCCUCAUUGAUCCAAAUUAGAUUUUGCCAAAUAAGAGAUUCCAGUAUUUGAUCAAGAAGAAAGUUGUUGCUAAAAAUGUCCUUUACUUAUACAAUUUCGAAACAAAAAAAACUACAACUGCAGAAUUCUCAGAUGAAUCAUUUGAAACACAUAGAUAAUUGUUGGAGACUUUGCUUGAGUAGUAACUUAAUAGCGAGAACUCUGAUUCUGACUAUUAUUUCAAAGGGGAAGGCGAAGUUCAUGUUUUAACCACAUCCAAUUUUAAAGAAUAGGUUUAUGAUAAUCCUAAUCAUGUGUUUGUUAAGUUUUAUGCACCAUGGUGUGGUCAUUGCAAGCAUUUAGCACCUACUUAUGAGGAAUUAGCCUCAGAAUUGGGUAGAAAGGAUAUCGUAAUUGCUGAGAUUGAUUAUACAGCUCAUAGAAUUGAAGGCAUUGAUAUUCAAGGAUAUCCAACAUUAAUACUUUUCAAGUCUGAAGGAGAUUCUAAGAAACAAAUCACUUUUGAUGGAACGAGAACAGUCGAAGGAAUGAAGGAUUUCUUACUGAAAUCAUUAGAUAGCAAUUACAAGGGUGAGCCCUAGAUUUAAUUGAGUGAGUAAUCCUUUGAAGUGAAGGAAACUGAUAGAGUUGAUAUUCCUAAUGAUGGACAAGUGAUUCAAUUGACAGCUGAGAAUUUCGAACAGAUCGUAUUGUAAAGCAGAUAGGAUGUCUUUGUGAAAUUUUAUGCUCCUUGGUGUGGACAUUGCAAGGCUAUGUCAGCUGAAUAUGUGAAAUUAGCAGAGGGAUAUAAAGAUAGCAAGAAUGUGUUGAUUGCUGAAUUGGAUGCCACUGUUCAUAAAAUACCAAUUUUAGAUAUCUAAGGAUUCCCCACUUUGAUUCAUUUCAAGAAGGGAAACACAAAAGUGGAACAACUGAAAUACAGUGGUAGCAGAACUGCAGAGGCACUUAAGGAAUUCAUCGAAUAGAAUGGAAGUUUUGCUUAGAAACAAGAUUUGUGAAUUGUAUAGAGAAGUUAUUUUAUUAUAAAACAGA
This is a messenger RNA of Paramecium tetraurelia, 1837 nucleotides long. RefSeq lists its product as uncharacterized. Gene Ontology annotation, cellular component: endoplasmic reticulum. Gene Ontology annotation, molecular function: protein disulfide isomerase activity. Gene Ontology annotation, biological process: response to endoplasmic reticulum stress; protein folding. The record is from RefSeq and is a predicted model, not a curated record. NCBI's taxonomy places the organism in Eukaryota, Ciliophora, Oligohymenophorea, Peniculida, Parameciidae. The transcript is spliced from 4 exons.